GGGGGGCAAGAGGCUCCGGCGACCUGCCACCGCGCAAACGUGGACAGAGGACGGAUUCCAGCGCUACAGCCAGUUUGUAACUUGCGGUGCCUUUACUCUGUCACAUGCGUUUCAUACUUUUUUUGAGCAUUCCUUCCCUCCGAUCGCAUGUAAAGCCCCCGUCUCCCUUGGUCCUAAACCUUUAUGAAAUAACCUUUCCCAGCACUACUGUCUCCUGGACGCCACCAACCGAUGUGGUUUGCUUCGCUCUCAACGUGCAUCGUCCACAGGGAAGGAGGACCUGCUGUUCUGGGCUGAAGCAGGCCAGUGGGCAGCUUUGCAACUAGAAGCAGAGCUGGCUUAAGCAGUAAAGACAUCUGAGUGUUUCAAGUUCCUACCAUGAAUGGACACGCUGGGCCACCCAUAGAUCCUGCGCACGCCGGGGGCUGGAGCGAGUUCUGCGAACAGCAUGCCGUCACCACCGCUCGAGAGCUGGCCCGGAAGUACCUCCUGUUUGUCAGCGAAAACCCCGAGCACGAAAUCUUGGCGGCCGACAACUUCUCCCUCCAGUUUGCUGACCUCUUCCAGCAGUAUUUCCGCAAUGAGGUGAAGGACCAUUCCGCCAUGAACCAGUUCCGCGUUCUGCCCUUUAGCAAGGUGCGGGACUACAGGGAGACUGGCCGAACUCAUGCCGGCGCCUCCCCCACUGGGACGUUAGGGGCCAAGAGUGAAAUGGAACUGGGUGGACCAGUUGACCGGGGACCACCUGAGGCCCGUCCCGCCGGCCUCCCCAAAUCGUGGAGUUCUGAGGAACUUACUGGAACGCCUCCUUCCUUGGCCGUCAGGAGACACUUUUCCCUCACCCGCCUGAGGAGGAGUUGGCGUAACUUUUUCCGCAGGAGGUCCUCAGAGCCGCCCCCUCCCGAUGGGGAAAUGUCGGAUUCUGUGCUGAAGUCUAACCUGGCGCGGAAGAUCUUCCCGUGGGCCCUUUCGCGAGACCCACCGCCUCAGGUCCGGAAAGAAGGCGGUCUCAAAUACUGGAUGGUGACCGAGGCCAACGUGGACAACGGGACGCGCUGGCAGAGGUGCCGGCUCGUUUUACGGAAAGAAGGGCCUUCAGAGAGUGAAAAUUACGUCCUGGCGCUGUUUGACCCCCCCAAGAGCUCAAAGCCCAGACUCCAAGCCGCCUGUUCAUCAAUCCAAGAAAUCAGACGGUGCACCAGCCUGGAGAUGCCAGACAACGCGCACACCUUUGUGCUGAAGGUAAAUGCCUCCACCGACAUUAUAUUCGAGGCUGGGGAUGACCAGCAGCUGUCUUCCUGGAUGUCUGAAAUUAAAGAAUGCCUCCCUCAAGGGUCCACAGGAGCCGACCCGGACCUGGCCCCCGACUCCCUCUCGGAGGUCACGACGGCCAGCCCCACCACCACCACCAGCAGCAGCAGCGUGGAUUCCCGGAACCAAGGCGCGACGCCCCCGAACGCCCCCGACCAGCCCUGCCAAAAGACGGACCGCUACCUUUCCGCUUUCCCCUGGUUCCACGGACCCAUUUCUCGCUUCAAGGCCGCCCAGCUGGUCCAGUUCCAGGGCCCCGAAGGGCACGGAGUCUUCCUCAUCCGACAGAGCGAGACCCGGAGGGGAGAAUAUGUCCUCACGUUCAAUUUCCAAGGAGUAGCUAAGCACCUGCGGCUUUCGCUGACCGAGAGGGGCCAGUGUCGGAUCCAGCAUUUGCACUUCUCCUCGAUCCUGGAUAUGCUACACCAUUUCCAGCGCUGCCCGAUUCCCCUGGAGUGUGGCGCUGCCUGCAACGUGCAGCUGUCCAGCUACGUGGUGGUUGUCCCAAACGCCCAAGCAGGCUCGACCAACACGGCACCUUUCCCCCCCGCCAUCCACCGCUACAACCCGGAGUUCGGCCUCCUCCAGCUCACGCCCUCCAGCUUCGCCCGGAUCCGCCUCCCGGACCAUCCUCACCGCCACCACAACUCCUCCGUGGAGCAGAUCUUCCACUUGGUGCCCCCUCCGGAAGAGCUGGCCGGCAGCCUGUGGCCCCACAGAGGCCGGCCCGCCUCCCACCACCCCUUGCCGGCCCCCCGGCCCUGGGACGGCGAUUACGAGACGGACUCCCACGGGAGGGGGCACCUGCGGGCGGUCAACAACCAGUACCUGUCCCUUUGACCCAGUGCGGCGGGGGCCCCCCCACCCUGCUUUUGCCCGAGACUCUUCCUCAAAGGACAUCUUCCUCUCUCUUGGCAACGUUGAAUAUUUGGUUUGUAAGAUAAGACGGAUCGCUCCCGUCGCUGCGGCUGCAGCUCUUGAUUUAGGCCUGUUGAAGGGCCCGUUUGUUCCUUUUUAUUAUUAUUUUUUUCUCAGUCAAAACAUUCUUUUCUCUCUUAUCGGUUUUGCACACGACCUUCCUUUUGUGUUGAGGGUUUUACGAGUACAUGCAGUACUUUGCAGCGGGUUAGCGCUGGUCCCCCUUUCUCUAGCCCCGUCCUCCUUGGAGAAGACGGGCUGGGUGGGGGAAUAAGAGGACAGGUCAGCCAAGCAGCGUUCGUGGCCCGUCCAGAGUUAUACGGGGGCUUCCUUAGGGUUGUGUUCUACGAAAUCCCUGUCGUGAAGGCUAAGGCAAACAGGCAUCAGGCAGCGGCUGAAAGGGCGCCCAACAGACGCGAGCAGGAGAAAAACAUCUCCAGACACUCCCGUGGGAGUUGCAGUGUGACGGCACCCGCAGGGCGCUGUGCUGGUAGCGUGGCACAGUCUGAGACGCUACGCUCGAUGGACGGCCACUCUCUGGCAGGGACAGCCCUCUUCCCCCCCAUCCCCAGUAGCCAGUUCCCUUGCGCCGGAAAGUGCGGGAAGCGUUCAUGGAGGGCCCAAAUGGGUGCAAACACCGUAGCCUGCUUUUGGUGUAAGUCCCCCUCUUACAGCCAGCUGCCUGAGGGCCACCAGCCACGCAAGGAGCAGGUCCCUGAUGAACUGUUUUCUGCUUCCAGUCUUGGCAGCCUAAGUCUGGAUCACUCCCGUUUACACAUUUGCACCACUUAUGUGCCUUAGCUGGAAAAAGGGUGGGCGAGUCCCCAAACCCUAAGCUGUUGGCUUCUCUUUUCACUCUGAAGGUAGUCGCUUGGUUUAAAAUAAAGAAGGCGCCCGUU
Messenger RNA from Pogona vitticeps (central bearded dragon), 3128 nucleotides. The record is from RefSeq and is a predicted model, not a curated record. NCBI's taxonomy places the organism in Eukaryota, Metazoa, Chordata, Lepidosauria, Squamata, Agamidae.